This is a messenger RNA of Anguilla anguilla (European eel), 10827 nucleotides long. RefSeq names its product crystallin beta-gamma domain containing 1a (gene crybg1a). The coding region runs from base 260 to 8824 and encodes 2854 amino acids. The record is from RefSeq and is a predicted model, not a curated record. The transcript is spliced from 22 exons. NCBI's taxonomy places the organism in Eukaryota, Metazoa, Chordata, Actinopteri, Anguilliformes, Anguillidae.
CGCCGUGUGUGGAUGAGGCGUGGAGGAGGAAUUCGCGCGCACUGCUCAAGCUCACCUGCGUGUCCUUAACUGCGUCCCGCGGAGACAGGAGAUCCUGUCGCGGUAGUUGGCUCUGACACACGUCCAGCAAUUAUAUUGACUUGAAUUAUAAAAGAAAGGGGUCUGGAUUUUUGAAAAAGAUCUUUGUACGCAGUCAUUUGGUGACUCUCAACGUCUUCCAGAUUGAAAUACCAGCAACUUCUGUUACAAUUUGUCAGCAAUGAGCAAAUCCGGGACGGCCAAAUUUAGACAGUUGUUUGUCAAAACAAAGUCACAAGAUAAAGAAAAAAAGGCAGAUGGAAAAAAUGCUUCCAAACACACGGCUUCGCCCGGGGAUGGAGAGCCCACGAGCCCGAUCGAUAAGCAGGCAACUUCACCGACCAGUCCGACUUCGCCCAUCAAUCCACAGGGAACGACGUCUCCGAGCGACGCGACGGUCAGUCCCACCGAGAAGAAGCGAAGGCGAUUCAAGUGGCCCAAAAGGAAGAGUUCACGGGACAAGUCCCACAACGACCCUCUGUUUUUCAGCGACUCCGAGGACCUCGAGGCAACGAGGAACCACCUGAGCUUCGACCAGGUGAGCGUGCUGACGGAGUUCAGCGUGCAGAGUGAGCGCCUCUCUCCUGUGGACGUGGACUCGGCCUCCAUGUACAGCCUGGACAUGUCCCACCGCAGCGCCACCUCGCCCCGGUCCAGGAAGAACUCUGAGGACAAACCCGGCGUGUUUGUGCGCAUCGGCAGCUUCUUCAGCAGCAAGCGCCGGAAAAGCAGCAAGGGUCACUCCGAAUCCAAAGAGGAAGCCACGCCCCCGACGUCCCCGACGGAGGAGGAGUGGCCGAGCACCCCCACGGGCAGCCCGCGGGGGGUUCGGGACGGCGUGGGGUUGGGGGUGGGGGUGUCCCUGCCGGAGCUGCGGACGGAGCGGCCCCAGGGUAGCCCCGGCACGCGCAGCGUCGUCUCGCUGCUGGACGGCGAAGGCAUCCCAUUCGCCGACAGCGACGGCAGCGGGCAGGGCAGCGUGAAGGAGGCGGGGUCUCAGGAGCGGGUCGGGGGCGGGGUCGACGGGGCCGGCGGGGAAGAGGGGAGGAGCCCCGGGGAGGUGAAGUCGCCGGAUGUGGUUUUGGGGGGGGUGUGCCGGAAGCUGCAGGCGUACCUGGAGGAGACCAGCGUGAACGCGGUGGUGGGGGAGGGAGGAGACGGCGGCCCGCGCGGACAGCCCCUCGUCUGCUCCACCGUCAAGCGGAACUUCGAGGUGGUGAGCAAGGCCAGGCCGACCAGCUGGGACUUGGUGGAGCCGCUGGACGCCAAGUUUUUUGUGAAGACCACGCCCCUCGGGGGUGCGUCGCUGCGCUCGCAGUCGUGCUCCGAGGACGGCGGGCCGCCGGUGUGGGUGCGCCCCUCGCCGGAGAACACCAGCUCGGGGGAGGCCACGCCCACUAAUGGCCGCUCCAGCCCGGCCCCGCCCGUGAGCCCCCACCUGCUGUGGGUGGAGACGCACCUGGGCGGGUCGGAGGGGGGGCCGCCGCCCGAGCCUGAAGCUGCUCCCGCUCCCGUUGGCGAGCCGCCAGCCCAGCCCGUCUCCGUGGAGACCGACAUGGCGGACCGGCAGGAAGUCAGGCCGGAACACAAGCGCAGGAGCAUCAAAAUCUCCAAAACGGAGCACACAUUCACCAAGAGCCUGAGCCUGAACGCCGAGCCCACCCCCCAAAAAACCAGCGCCCCCGAGAAAACCAGCACCCCCAGCAACAAGGCCCCGCAGAGGCCAGAGGCUAAACUGCUGGCGAACGUGAAGGUGAGUUUAGGGAUGAAGAAGCAGCCACCCUCAAGGAGCAGAUCCGCAGAGAAAGCUUCGCCCAUUAGCCCCACCAGUCCCGUCUCCCCGCGGUCUCCACAGCGCCCCCCUAAGGCCCGAGCGGGAAGCACAAGUUCGAAGGCUCCGGCGGAAAGUCGCGUGGUGAACGGCACAGAGGUUCAGGGCAGGAAGCAGGAGGGCGUGGCCAAAACGCCCCCUCCUCCCCCGUCCCCAGAGCCGGUGGAUAAAGGCCCCGACGCCCUCAAGUCCAAAAUCCCCAAGAAGGCCAAUGUGGAGAUCAAGCUGAAAACCUUGUCGGUGACCAGCCACACGGUGACCAGUCCUACAGUGACCAGUCCUACGGUGACCAGACCCACGGUGACCAGUCCUACGGUGACCAGCCCCACAGUGACCAGCCCCACGGUGACCAGCCCCACGGUGACCAGUCCUACGGUGACCUCGCCCGGCACGGAGAAGGGCCCCGCCGACAACGACCCCAUCUCGGCCGGCGGGAUGGACGGAAAAAAGCAAGCGCCGGUGCAGGGCGAGAGCAGCCACUCCCCCCGGAGCAGACUGCCCAAAGCCGCCGACGGCGCCCCUUCCUCCACCAGGAGAUCCCGCUCGGGGAAAAACAAAGCCCCCUCCGCCCUGCCGAGCCCGGCGAAACCCGGCGACGCCGCGGCGAAGCCGCCGACCGUCGACUCGCCGACGAGCCCCGCCAAGGACCCGGCCGAAGGGCCGCAGGCGGGAACCAGGCUGCCCCGCCCGUCUCCGGCGCAGCCCGCCAAACAGCCGCCCAGCGAGGAAGUCGUCGGCGUCGUCGCCGCGGACACGGCCCCGCCCGCGUCGCCCUCCCAGCCGGACAGCAGGCUGAAGAGGCCCAGCGGCAAGGAGUCGCCGCCGAAGGCGCUGAAAGCGCAGGGCGACGGCGGGAAGCCCGGUAAAGGCGCCUCGCCGGAGAGCCCGACCAAGAUCCCGGGGAGAGACGCGAGCGAUGGCGGGGCGCAGGGCGGGAGCAAACUGCCCAUGCCCAGUCACAGGAGCCCCCCAAAACCGAGACCCAAGAAGCAGGCGGGAAAGACGGCUGACGGCCAGCCUGCCGCGGCCGCUGACGGCGCUGGUCCGGCGGUUUCUGGCGCAGACGCCCCCCAGGCUGAGGCCCGGAGUGCAGCAGCAGAGGGAGGGAGGUCUCUGCCCGCUCCGGGAGGUAAAACGGCAGGUGAGAAGGUCUCACAGACCGAGGAGAGGCCCCCUGUGCAGGCCAGACCAGCAGAACAGAUCCCUGCCCCAACAACCGCUGAGGCACCUGCCCCAACACCUGCUGUUAAACCUGCCCCAACACCUGCAGAGGCACCUACCCCAACACCUGCUGUUAAACCUGCCCCAACACCUGCAGAUACAUCUGUUCCUACCCCAACAACUGCCCCAGCACCUGCCAGUACACCAGCUCCAACACCUGCAGAUACACCUGCACCAACAACUGCAGAGGCACCUGCCCCAACACCUGCUGUUAAACCUGCCCCAACACCUGCGGAUACACCUGCCCCAACAACUGCAGAGGCACCUGCCCCAACACCUGCUGUUAAACCUGCCCCAACAACUGCAAAGGCACCUGCCCCAACACCUGCAGAUACAUCAGUUCCUACCCCAACAACUGCCCCAGCACCUGCCAAUACAGCAGCUCCAACACCUGCAGUUACACCUGCCUCAACACCUGCUGAUAAACCUACAGUUACACCUGCACCAACACCUGCUGAUAAACCUGCCCCAACACCUGCUGGUACACAUGCUCCAACUCCUGCAGAGGCACCUGCCCCAAUACCUGCUGUUAAACCUGCCCUAACACCUGCCUCAAGACCUGGAGACACAGCUGCCUCAACACCUGCUGUUAAACCUGCCCCAACGCCUGCUAAUAAACCUACAGUUACACCUGCCCCAACAUCUGCUGAUAAACCUACAGUUACACCUACCCCAACACCUGCUGAUAAACCUACAGUUACACCGGCCCCAACACCUGCUGAUAAACCUGCCCUAACACCUGCCUCAACACCUGCUGUUAAACCUACAGUUACACCUACCCCAACACCUGCUGAUAAACCUACAGUUACACCUACCCCAACACCUGCUGAUAAACCUACAGUUACACCUGCCCCAUCACCUGCUGAUAAACCUACAGUUACACCUGCCCCAACACCUGCUGAUAAACCUACUGUUACACCUACCCCAACACCUGCUGAUAAACCUACAGUUACACUUACCCCAACACCUGCUGAUAAACCUACAGUUACACCUGCCCCAACACCUGCUGAUAAACCUACAGUUACACCUACCCCAACACAUGCUGAUAAACCUACAGUUACACCUGCCCCAACACCUGCUGAUAAACCUACAGUUACACCUACCCCAACACCUGCUGAUAAACCUACAGUUGCACCUACCCCAACACCUGCUGAUAAACCUACAGUUACACCUGCCCCAACACCUGCUGAUAAACCUACAGUUACACCUGCCCCAACACCUGCUGAUAAACCUACAGUUACACCGGCCCCAACACCUGCUGAUAAACCUACAGUUACACCUGCCCCAACACCUGCUGAUAAACCGGCAGUUCAACCUGCUGAUAAACCUGCAGUUCAACCUGCUGAUAAACCUAUGGUUGCAGCUUCCGUAGCAUCCAAGGAGCCAGAAUCCAGCCUGGUGGAUGAGCCUGUCAGGGAGGUGGGGCCUGUAGAAAACGGCAUGGACAGUGAGAAGAACAGUCUAGCUGUCGCUAAGGAGCCAGCGAAGACCAGAGAGCAAGCACAGGCACCUGCGACUCAUUCCCAGAAUGCUGAGCAGAAAAUGCUGCAGAAUGAAACUAAACCGUCAGAGCCAGCCCCACCCACUGCUAGCCAAGCCCCUCCUACUGCUACAUCGGCCCUGCCCCCUACUACUCAAGCCCCGAUUACAGAUGCGUCAACUCCACCCACUGCUACUAAAGCCCCACCCACAGCUACCAAAGACCCACCUACUGCUACCCAAGCUACAGCUACAACUACACCAGCCCCACCCACUGCUACUAAAGUUCAACCAACAACUGCAUCGGCCCCACCUACUACUGCCAAAGCUCCACCUACAACUUUAUCAGCCCUGCCAAUUGCUAUGCAAGCCCCACCUACGGCUACAUCAGCCCCAACCACUGCUAUCGAAGCCCCACCCACUGAUGCCCAAGCCCUACCUACGGCUACAGCAGCCCCAACUACUGCUACCGAAGCCCCACCCACUGAUACCCGAGCCCCACCUACAACUGCCCCAGCCCCAGCCACAGCUGCCCAAGCGCUGCCUACAGCGGCCCCGUCCCCACCCAUUCAUGCCACUGCCCCACCCACUGCUGCACCCGGCAGUUCCCCCAAGGCAGUGAAGAUCAAGGAUAAGACAGGGAAGCUGCCGGAUGGUGUCCCCAAGGUGGCCCCGUCCACAGGGGAGCCGACUCUGAAUGGACUGGCCUUUCCGCAGGCGGAGCCUCCCCUGCCUGUGGGGGGCUGCGUACCCGCGAGACGGGAGGAAGAGAAGAAAAGCUUGGCGAGCAAACGGAGAGAAGCCAAGGAUAGACGCACGGCUCCCGUCACCACUGGGCAGGCUAUGCCAAAGCAGCCAUCUCCAGCCUUAAAGGGGUCGCUGGGCAAGUCUGAGACAGGUGCUCUGAACGGGAGUCUGACAUCAUUUACCGACCCGCUUAAAGGCCUGAAACGGGUGCCGGACGGUUCGGCCGCUCCGGAGCAGCCCGUGUUUUGUGAAGUCCCUGGUCCCUCUCGCGGGCUCCCAGGGAGGCAGGAAGGGCCCUCCAGUUGGCUUGACGUGGACCAGAGGUUCCGCGGGAAGCCCGGCGGUGGUGCCGGUGCCCGGGGCAGGGCGGACAGGAAGCUGGUCUCCUCGGCCAGUGAGGACGACUCCGAGGAACCUUCUGCCGAGUUCCAGGACUUCAUCAAGAACGUCAGGUUCAUGGGCCUCCCGUUCCAGCUGCCCAUGAAAAGGCAGGGGCAAGGGCACCCCAAGCCCUCCUCUAUCCUGCCCCCCAUCAAGGAGGACCGCUUCGAGAAGACCUUCGACCCUGCCCAGUUCGAGUUUGGCCGACGCAAGGUGAAGGGCCCCAAGGACCCGUCGCCGGCCAUGUUCAUGAAGCGGAAGAGCGAGGAAGCCAAGUCCAAAAUCCAGCCCAUAAGGACCGGCACGGAGAAAAGCAUGCUGUUCAAAGCGCUGUCCAUCGAUCGCCGCAGGGAGGGCCCAAGUUUCCGCGAGAAAGAGGAAGAGGUUGUGGAGGAAGAUGGGGAGGCAGAGGCAGGAGAGACGGAGAAGGUUUCGGAACGUCUGGGGAAGAGUUCGGUACUCUCUAGUCUCAUGGAUUUCUCCAGGACGUCCCGGAAGCCAAACCACGAGUCAGCUGCUUCGCCGACCAGACCGCAGGAACUGCCGGCGAUCCCAAAACCGCCUGCCCCAGGAAAGCAGGGCUUGCUGCCCCCGCCACCUCUCCCGGUACCCUCAGGGGUGGGUGGGAUUAUGGGCGGGGCCAUACCGGGUGCAACGGACCAGCUGAUCCUGGUCAACUCCGGCCCCGCACCUGCCCAGGACACACCGCCAGUGCCUUCCUUCGCUGCUGUGAAGCUUCCGGAUUUUCUGGAGAAGUUCCUGUCCCAGGAUGGGGCAGAAGAGAGGAGCCCGGUGGCCGAACAACGGAACUGGGCUGUGGCUGGAUCCCCAGCCCCCGGCAUGGACCAGGGUGACAUCGCCUCCACCCCUCAGCCUGUCCCGGGUGGGCCGCUGGACAGUUGUGAUUCCCCCAAGCUGGCGCCUCCUCAGCCUAUUCCACCUGCAAUGUACCCCAAGGUCCCAGACGUCAAAGGGUUCCACAAGCGGCCCGGAAAGUUGGUCAUUCAUAAGCAGGCUCAGUUUAAGGGGAAGGCUCUGGAGGUGUUCCGGGACGUGGAGGAUGCCAGUGGGUGGAAACUUUCCCCGGUCGUCUCCGUCAGGGUGGUGAGGGGCUGCUGGAUCCUGUAUGAGGAGCCAGGGUUCAGAGGUCGCACCGUUGCCCUGGAGGAGGGGUCUAUGGAGCUGAUGGACAUUUGGGCUGAUAAAACACUUCCGGGUCAACCGGGUCAGCCAGCUUCCUCGAACCCCAUAGUCAUCGGGUCCGUCCGUUUGGCUGUCAGGGACUACAGUGUGCCGCACAUUGAUCUCUUCACUGAGCUGGAGGGGCUGGGGCGUAGGUCAGCGUACUGCGAUGACACCCUGGACAUGUGCACCUUCGGAAUCCCGCCCAGCACCUCCUCAAUCAAAGUGCAUUCUGGGACCUGGCUGGUGUACAGUGAGCCAGGAUUUCAAGGUGCCGUGGCAUUGCUGGAAGUGGGGGAGUACCCCUGCCCUGAGGCCUGGGGGUUUGCCGAGCCUUUCGUUGGAUCCCUACGACCCCUCAAAAUGGGUGGCAUCAGGGUGGAAUAUCCCACGGAAGUUAAGGCGGUGCUGUACGAGAGGCCGUUCUUCGAGGGAGAGACGGAAGAGCUGACGGGAGAGGUCUUCGAUUUCAGGGAGGCGGAGAGAAAUCCGGAGAGCUCCGCCCCGGGAACCUCCAAACUCAGCUCUGUGGGCUCCAUCAAAAUUAAAGGCGGGCUCUGGGUGGGCUAUGAUGGACCCAGGUUCGAAGGGCGUCAGUAUAUCCUGGAGGAGGGGGAGUACGUGGGCUGGUGGGACUGGGAGGGCAAUAUAGGCUCUCUGGUGUCCCUGCGACCCGUGCUGGCUGACUUCCUGUCUCCCCGACUGAAGCUGUUCACUGAGAGGAACUUUGGGGACAGAGGGCUGAACGCUGAUCUGCUGGGCCCCGUCCUGAGCCUGGAGGAGACGGGAUUCGGGCUGAGGACCCAGUCUGCCGACGUGGUCUCCGGCGUAUGGGUGGCCUUCCAGAACGCCAGCUUCUCCGGCGAGCUGUACCUGCUGGAGCGAGGCCUGUACAGCGCCCCGGAGGACUGGGGGGCGUCCACCUUCCAGGUCGGCUCCGUCCAGCCGGUCUUCGUGGAUAAUCUGCAAAACAUCGACAAGUUUAAGGUCCAGUUGUUCUCGGAGCCCGGGUUCGAGGGCAUGGUUCACGUUCUGAAUGACAAUGCACCGGUGCUGCCCGAUGAUUUCUCUGUGGGGUCCUGCAAAGUUCUGGCUGGCAGCUGGGUGGCGUUCGAGGGUCCUCAGUUCACACAGAACAUGUACGUCCUGGAGGAGGGGGAGUACCCCGACCCCCCUGCCAUGGGCCUGCCCCACAAUUCCACCGUCCUCUCGCUACAGACCAUCUGCUUUGAGUUCUCCCUGCCCUCCAUCACUCUCUUCUCCAAGCCCAGCUUCAGAGGCAGGAGGCUGGUUCUGAAGUCGCCUGUGGUGAGCCUGAAGCAGGCCGGGUCUGACGGGCAUGUCCCCUCGCUGCUGGUGGAGGGAGGGAUGUGGGUUUUGUAUGAGAGCAAUAAUUUCCAGGGUCGCCAGAUUGUGCUGCAGCCCACUGAGAUCGGGGAUUGGUACAAGUUCAGUGGCUGGCAGCGAAUUGGAUCCCUGCGCCCGCUGUUCCAGAAGCCGGUGUACGUGCGGCUGCAGAACAGACACACGAGCGGGUGGAUGUCUCUGACGGGGCCGCUGGACGAGGUGAAGCUGAUGCGGGUUCAGGCGCUGGAGGAGACGGGCGGAGUCGAGCAGAUCUGGAGCUAUCACAAAGGAAAACUGCGCUGCAAGUUGCUAGAGGACUGUUGCCUGGAAACGACAGGGACGGUUGUCAUGGCGGGCAGCAGGCUGUGCGUUUCCCCGGAGAUGGGGAAGGAGAAUCAGUCGUGGAGCAUCACGCGGGACGGCUUGGUCUUCUGCAACCUGAAGCCCGAUCUGGUGCUGGAGGUCAAAGGAGGGCAGCACUACGACAAAAACCAAGUGAUUCUCAAAGUGUUUGAAGAAAAGAACCUGAACCAGAGAUGGUCUGUGGAGGUCUUGUAAUGCAUCAACAUGGGAGCAGGAGAUAUUUUCAGUGCCUCACUGAGUUUCCUCACUGGACUUUGCGGAUCUCAUGUGCAGCUCCGCAGUGGGCCUCAGGGCCCUCUGAUGCAGCUCCACAGUGAGCCUCCAGACUCUACAGUGCAGCUCCACAGUGGGCCUCAGGGCUUUGAGGUGCAGCUCCACAGUGGGCCUCAGGGCUCUGCGGUGUAGCUCCACAGUGGGCCUCAGGGCUCUCUGGUGCAGCUGUCCCAUGGAUCUCUGACAGACAUGCCUUAUGAACUAGGAAUAGAGAACAGCAUUUAUAAACGCUGCUCCCCAACCCUCACCUUUCUGAAGCCUCUAACUUUACGCUUCUGAUGCAGCAUUCCUUCGGCGUGCUCUUCGCUCUGUUCCCUCCAUCCUCAUCCUCUCAGGCAGCCUUUAAAGGUUUUUCCACAUUGUUCUGUUUUACAGACCAACACGUGGGCUUAUUUCCCUGGAAACCCUUUUUUAACCAUUUAAGGUGUAAUAUCACAAAUAUGUCAUUAGAAUGUUCUGAGCUUGAAUGUGAUGAUCACUACUGGUAAGUAAAAGCAAUGGAGUUCUAGAACACUGACUUAGAAUCUUGAAAAAGCAUUCCAAAACACCUACUCUCCAAAGUGUUAAAUAUAUACAAGAUUUUAACACCAUAACAAGUAUCUGUACAAAAACACUCAUGGAGCAUGCUGGAAAAUGACUGCAAAGCAAGGAAAAAAAUAUGCAAGAACAUUUAGUUCAUAUUUAGGUCCACAAACAACUCAAACUGCAUCGACAUGGUCAAGUGAACCUCUGGGCUGAAGAGGAAACAAAAAGGCCAUCUCAAACUCCAUCUGACAGACAUUCGGGAAUAGGGAGGGUUUGUCCAAAGCUUCAGAGCGUUGAAGUGUUGUGUUUGUCCAUUAUGGACCGUACAAUACAGUAUGUUCCUGAAACCUGAGGGUUUAAAGAGAACCUGAAAUCUGCGCAAACACAAAAAGCGGUACCUGUUGCGUGCUUAAAAUCCAGCACACAGCCUGCGCUGAACUACGCCACACUUCCACUGUUUACACUGGAGCCCGCAAUGGAAAUUUACCUCCUGGAGCACAGGUGUGCGCCAAACGGUCACCCGAUAGGGGGGUGUGUCCAGGCUGGGCUGUCACGAGAAAGUGGCUUCUCGUGACAGUCCAGAAGGUCUCGCCCCCUCUCGUUCGGUUUGAGCGAGAUCUCGCGUCUUGCAGAGAACACUUAAGUAAACACGUCAUAGGACGUGGUCCGUGUUAUGCAGAUAUACUGACGGGGGCGAUACGUCAUGUGACCGUUUCCAUUAGCCCCUUUUUGUACAUUUUGACCAGGCGUUUUCUUGUUCCCAGACUUCUCCAGAUUCUGUAACCUAGCUGACGUGAGCGUGUUUAUCGCUUACGGCUACAUUUCUGUCCUGUAUACGCACAAGGAUCGUUUCCAUUGGAGAAGCUGAGAAGCUAAAAAGGCGAACGCACAUUUUACGAAUGGCCUAAAUACAAGAUAAUUCAAGGCGCAGCUGGUGCCUAUGUAACCUCAGGAUCAGUGGUGUUCACUCUUGCCCUUGGAUAGCUGAAGCCUUGACUCGUUCCUGUUUUCACCUUGAAAGCAGCGACUAAGGUCAAACGCAAGUAGCCAGGUGAGGUAAGUGUGUAAUCAGCUUCGAUAGAUGAAGUGCCUCUUAAGUCAAAGGCACCUCCCACGGCUGUGUUGAGAGUCUGAGUGAACACUGCUAGUGAGGAUUACGCAGAGGGGCUGUGAUGAUGAUGCGCAGUCCGGUUUUAUUGAGUCGAGAGAAGCAAAACAUCGCUGUUACUGUAAUUCCUGGGUUCUGCCUCUAUGUGUAGGGUCCUGUACGGUCAGCCCUACCCAGAGAGGAAGGGGGAAGCCAUUUUGUCUUCAACACAUAAUUAUUACAUAAAUAUUAAGACUUUAUGCCAGUGGUCUCAAACUCGUUGCCGUGGAGGGCCGUGUGUAUGCAGGUUUUC